UAUAUGAUCUAUUAUAUAAUUUAUUGCAGUUAAAAUGAAUUCAGGUUAUAUGAAUCGUGAUAGAAGCCGUAGUCCAAUCGGGUCUAGGAAUAAUGAAUUUAAAAAAGUACUGGUCUCUAAUAUACAUUUUGACUACAAACAGCAUGAGUUAGAAGAGUUGUUCAUGAAAGAAGGUAUUAGUAUGUUAUGCGAUCAUACAUUUUUGUUCUAUAUAAAAUUAAUAAUUAAAAAUCUCCAAAUUUUUAUUUAUUUAUAAUGUACCUAUUAAUAUGUUUUGUUUUAGUUGGUGAUGUCACAUUUUUAAAAAUAUAUACAGAUAAAAAAGGAAAAUCUUUAGGCAUUGGAACUGUUGAGUUUGAUAAAGCAGAGGCUACUCAAAAAGCUAUUAAUAAGAUGCAUCUGUUCAAUAUAAAUGGAAGAAAACUAGUUGUUAAAAGAGAGGUAUCAAAUCCUCCCUUAAUGGUAAUAAUGAUUCUCUUGACCUUUCUUUCAUCUCCUUCAGUGUCUCCUUUCAUAGUACUAGAAACUACUCAUUUUUUCUUAAUUCCCCACUAUCGCUCUUCAUAUGGCUAAAAUCAUCCGCUGUGUAGAAUGUUAGGACAACUCAAUAAGUUUGGCCCUGAUCAAAUUUUUUUUUUAAUUAUCAUGUGUUAACAGUGUUUUUACUGUCAUCAAAAUUAUUGUGUUCAUCAUUUAUAAGCACUUAAAUUAUUGCCUGUUUAAAAUAAAAUAAAUAAAUAAACUAAACUUUUGUUUUAGGAUAAUGUUGAAAUAGACAAGAGUGGCCGUCCAAUAACAAAUAGAUCACGCAUAAUUGAAAGUGGCAGUAAUGUUGAAAACAAUACUUAUGGACUUUCUCCGGAAUUUCUUAAAUUACUUAAUAUCCGUUGUCCACUUAUAGAUCGUAUAUUUGUUAAAAAUGUAAAUUUAUUUAAAUUUGUAUAUUUUUUUAUAUUUCAUUGUUAACAUUUAUUUAGCUUCAUUUCAAAGUGGAUGAAGCAAAACUUAAUGAAGUAUUUAAACUUGCUGGUCGAGUAUUAGAAGUCAAAAUAUUUAAAGACAAAUUAGGAAAAAGUAAAGGAUAUGGACUAGUCAAGUAUAACCAUCCAGUUGAAGCUGUUCAAGCUAUUUGUAUCCUUAAAUAUAUUUUAAUGUUUACAAUUUAUUGUAUUUAAAAUGAAAAUUUUUCUUAAUAAUUUAUCUUCAGCUAUGUUUAAUAAUCAAGUUUUGUUUGAUUGUCGAAUGUCUGUAUGGUUUGAUCGUAUGAAAGAUCCUUUUGCAAAACUUCCUGAAGGCUUAAAAUCGACAGGAAUGGGCCUAGGCCCAAAUGGAAAACCAUUGCAUGAUAUUGAGAGUAAGUGAUGGUGAUUUUUUAAUAUCAGGGACUACUGUUAUUACCUAUUACAUUAAAUAUUUAAUAAUUUAAAACGAAAAUUAUUUUUGUUUGAAAAACUCAGAAUUUUGAUUAAUAUUUUUCAUAGUAUUUAAUAAUUUUAAUAUUUAAUAUAUAACAAAGGUAGAUAAACAAAGUUGUGUAGAUUUUGACAUUUUAGAUUUUAUUUCAACAUUUAAUUUCUAAUAGAACAUUAAAAACUUAUAUUCCUAAUAAAUUAUUAUUCUAAAUUUGUUGUAUUUGUUUUGAAUAGGAAAGCUCCAAUCAAAUUAUACUUCAUAAAUACAACCUGAAGCAUUAAAUACAUUUAAUGUAAAUUUCAUAUUGAACAUCUAAUAUAUGAUAUAAUAUUUGAUUUUUUUAUAAUUUCAAAAUAUAUUAUUAUUUUUAAUCAUAAUAAAAAAAUAAAAGUGU
Molecule: messenger RNA, 1807 nt
Organism: Cinara cedri
Lineage: Eukaryota; Metazoa; Arthropoda; Insecta; Hemiptera; Aphididae
Source: the annotation of a GenBank genome assembly